GGAGGAUACUGUGGACGUCACAGUAGACUUUAAAACAACAAAGCUUAGCCCAGUCUUCCUUGUCCGAAUCCUUUAAAGACCUUCAAUCGCUGUCAUUCACGUUUAUGCUCGAGUGCAUAUGUGCCUGAGAGCCGCUUUGACCGUGACAUGGCAGAGGCUCCACCACUCCAAGUAGACUCGGACUUUGAGCCUCUCACGCGGCCGCGCUCUUGCACCUGGCCGCUGCCGGAGCUCGUCGACCCGGCCAGCUCCACCACAUCUUCCCCGGCCCCGUCUGUGCAGCACGAGCCGCCGGGAAACGGCGAGUUCCCCCGCAACCUGUGCUUGUUGGAGGAGGACUAUGAGGAGGACCCGGAGCACGACUUGCAUGUGUCCCACUCUGCACGGGUGCACCUCCACCAGCACCUGCCGCAGCCGCCCCCCCUGCUCGCGUCCCAGCAACAGGUGGUCCCUCAUGGUGCGGCGCCCUCGGGUGGCUCCAGCCAGAGGAAGAGCAGCUCGUCCCGUCGCAACGCUUGGGGGAACAUGUCAUACGCCGACCUCAUCACCAGGGCCAUCGAGAGCUCACCCGAGAAGAGACUGACCCUGUCUCAGAUUUACGACUGGAUGGUGAAGAGCGUCCCUUACUUCAAGGAUAAAGGAGACAGCAACAGCUCUGCGGGGUGGAAGAACUCCAUCAGACACAACCUAUCACUGCAUAGUCGCUUUGUGCGCAUUCAGAACGAGGGAACGGGCAAAAGCUCUUGGUGGAUGCUGAACCCCGACGGGGGGAAGAAUGGCAAGUCACCUCGACGCAGAGCUGCCUCCAUGGACAACAACAGCAAGUUCACCAAAAGCCGAGGAAGAGCCACAAAGAAAAAGAUGGCUCUCCAGGAUGGCGGGGCUGAAGCAGGAGCAAGCAGUCCUGGUUCCCAGUACUCCAACUGGCUGGGAAGUCCAAGCUCCCACAGCAAUGAGGACUUUGAGUCCUGGGGCUCCUUCAGAACCCGCGCCAGCUCGGACGCCAGCACCCUGAGUGGCCGGCGUUCGCCUUUCCCCUCCGAGCAGGACGACCUCGGGGAAGCCGAGGGUCACCUUAUGUAUCCAGGGGGGAGUAAGAUUGCCCCACCCCUCCCCAGCCUUUCUGAAGUGUCUGGACCCAUGGGUGGCUCAGAGAUGGUCAUGGAGAACUUGACGGAUAACAUGAACCUGAUGUUCCCAAAGAACCCCCAAAUGGGUUCUGACUCCUCUAAUGUCGCCAUGCUUCAGGGUGGGCCCUAUAACGCCCCCCGACCGCAACAGGACUUCCGAAAAUGCAUGUACCCUCAGGCCAGGAUCGAUUCCAUGUCCCCUGUUGCGCUGAAUCCGCUGCAAGAGACCAAGCAGGACUAUUUGGUUUAUGAGAACCAAUAUAUCUGCUCCGCCAACCUCCUUAAAGAGCUGAUGUCCUCAGAAGCAGUCACUAGAAGAAACAUGAUUCCCUUUAAGGAUUCACCAAUUUCUCACGUUGGGAGGGGCCGUUGUCCAGUGCCCACCUAUGACAACCAGAGCCAAUUGGUGGCCCAUAACGGCACCAAAAUGAUCCAUCCCGUCCGUCACGUAAAUACGCAUUCUAUUCAUAAUCAGGGUCCUCCAACCUCACGAGACUUGAAUAGCGGCAACUUGAUGCCUUUGACCUGUCUGAGCGGUCUCUCAGGGCGCCCUCCUCAAAUGACAACCCUGAGGACACACAUGCAACUAUCUCGCGGGCACCCUGCCUGCGCUCAUGAUGUCACAGCGCCCUACCGCAGCAGCUACAGGGAGCUUCACCCUAAUACUCAUUACCAGGAGCACUUGCCCAGCGACUUGGACAAUAUGUCCAUUGAGACGUUUGAAUGUGACAUGGAGUCUGUCCUCCAUGACACCCUCAUGGAUGGCGGGGGGCUGGACUUUAAUUUUGACCCUGCGGCCGGGUCUCAAGUGUUCCCCCAGAGGGUCAAGACAACCUCACACAGCUGAAGGUCAGGGUAGCUCACCCAAUCGUCGAAAAUGUUUCUCCUCACCCUCUCACUCUGAGACAAAAAUAUUUUGUGAUACUCCUCAAAAGCUAGAUUGCAUGUCUUCAGUUGCCAUUUGAUGUCUGCCAAUGCAAUGUAAUACAUUUACAGGUAAAACACGUUUUACUUGACAACAUUUGAUGACGUUUUGUCAUGUUGUCUGCUCCCAGACAGUUUUAUUUUUGCUUCGUUUGAGCUGUGGGCUGCUGUAGUGUGCAUUGUUGCGCUACACUGCAUCAUUUUGCGAGGUCUUCCUCUUAUCUAAUUAAACUACAUGAGAGGGUCCAAAUCCUACAUCCAGCUCUCAGCACAUUGCAGUUAGUUCUACGCCUCUGCAAACUACAAUCACGAUAAUAAACAUUACAUACACAGCACUGCAUACCUCUACAAAAUUGAGAUUAUUAUCAUCGUUGUAUUUUUUGAUGUGUGAUCAGAUAGUGAAGGUGAUAGUGAAGGUGGCCAGUCAGUCUAUAUGUAUGUAUAAGUUGAAAGGAAAUCCAUUUUGACGAAGAGCUUUUAUCAUACAGUACGUACACACAUGGGCAAAAGUUUUGGUGGUCUUAAUUUGCAAUGAUUCUUAUGAAAUUAUUCUGUUGGAGCACAACUGGAAAGCAAUGUUCCGUCUUCAUGCGUUAAUAUUAAAUAUUACUUUUGUAAGUUUGAAAUUCUUUCUGAGUACUAAAGGUUGCCAACACUUUUGUCCAUGGCUAUAUGUUGUCCAUGCAGUCUUAUUAACGAUUAAAGUGAAGGCAGGAUACAGCACGUUCAUUUACAACCAUGCAUUUGUCGUUAAAAUGACAUAUCAAAUUGAUGUGUAAAUAUGACCUGACAGUACAUAGCUGGACCAAAUCGCUCCACAACUUUGUGGGGUUUUCCUUGUAUUUAUGUCAAGACAACAACCUGCAGGGUUUACAAAUACAUUUCAGGAAUUCUUCUGCCCUUGUUUUUUUCUGGAAUAUGUUUUAUGUAAAAUUAGAUGGGUGCUUCUCAUUAGAGUUGAGCAAGCACUGCACUGGA
Molecule: messenger RNA, 3032 nt
Organism: Syngnathus acus (greater pipefish)
Lineage: Eukaryota; Metazoa; Chordata; Actinopteri; Syngnathiformes; Syngnathidae
Product: forkhead box protein O1-A-like
Exons: 3
Coding region: 148-1977 (609 amino acids)
Biological process (GO): regulation of transcription by RNA polymerase II
Cellular component (GO): nucleus
Molecular function (GO): RNA polymerase II cis-regulatory region sequence-specific DNA binding; DNA-binding transcription factor activity, RNA polymerase II-specific
Source: RefSeq, a predicted model, not a curated record